Molecule: messenger RNA, 1265 nt
Organism: Trifolium pratense (red clover)
Lineage: Eukaryota; Viridiplantae; Streptophyta; Magnoliopsida; Fabales; Fabaceae
Exons: 4
Coding region: 25-942 (305 amino acids)
Molecular function (GO): DNA binding
Source: RefSeq, a predicted model, not a curated record
UUCCACACUUCAUUUAUCCUCACCAUGAAUUUCCCUUUCUCCUACCUUUUUCCAGAUAUUGCUGAGAGUUUGAAAAGUGUUUACCAAUCAAUGGGAACAAAUCCUCAUUUUGAAAUGGAAACUAUAAUCUCGCCAUAUGAGCCGAAAAUUCCUCUCCCCAAUGAAUUCUGGAUGGUGGAAAAAACUAGAUUGUUGAGUGAGGGUGUAGGAUUUAUAAGAGAUGAUUAUAAUAACUAUUUUAAGGUUUAUAUCGGUAAUGAUGGUGAUGGAGGUUGUCUGUACGAUGGGAGUGUUAUUGCUAUGUACUGUGGUUUUUCAAAACCCCAGAAAGUUAUACUUAGUUAUCAAAUAAUUGAUAAUGAGUUUCAAAUGAAGGUUGUUGAUGAUCUCGGUGAGGAGGUCAAAUACCUUGGUUUACUGUUUCCAGAAGAUCAACAAAGUCUUAGAAGCGUUGUUCCUAAUUGUGUUCUUCAAUCUGCUUUUGUUGAUACUGCUUCGUUUGAGCCCAAUGUUUUGCCUCAACUUUUAUUACGGGAAGAUGGUGUUGUGUUUGGCUAUAACGGUCUUGAUGAUGUCCCUCUUAAUAUUGAACACCCUGAUGUGGACAUUAACCAAGAAUAUUUUCAUUGGGAGGUGAAAAUUACUAAAUCUAUGGCUGCAGGAAGAAAUGUUUUGCAUAUUCCGAAGCAUAUUGCCGAUAAGUGUUUUCCACCAGAUCAAAAUAGUGUUGUUUUGGUUAAUCAAGAAACUGAACAGCUUUACUUGUGUGCUGUUACCACGAGUUAUCCUCCUGGCCGUUGUACCAGACGUAUUGGUCGAGGUUGGUAUGGCUUUGCAAAGGAUGCUCGAUUGAAGCAUGGUGAUAAAGUCGUUUUUACACUUCCAAUUUCUCCUGAGUUUGUUCUAGCUAAUAUCAUUCGGUGUGCUCCCGGAAAUGUGUGAUGAUGUCAACUUAGUGUUGUUUUCUAAAUCUACAGUCUUAUAAAUGUUUGUUUCGUAAUCGACUUAAUCUGAUAUUUGCUUUAGUAUGUUAUGUUUAGUGUUUAAUAUCUACUCUCUUAUGAAGUGAUUAUGUGAUUCUAUGGUUUAAUACUGCGAUGUGCUGAAAUUUAUAUGACCAAGACAUUAUAUUUUGGAUCUUUUUUUUUCCCAGUUUUUCCCUAUGUUUAAUUAUGUUGACUUAAAGUAUUAAUCGGUCCGUUCUUCGAUUAUAAUGAUACUUUGAAGAAUUUACUAUGUAUGUUGAUGAUAGUUUUCAUGCUUUG